AUGCAUCCUACAAACCUACAAACCUAUGAUGUAGACAUUUUCACAAUUAUGGAAGCUAACGUUUCGGAUGACAAACUGAAGUACUACCAAUUCCCAGGUUACACCCUGUACAAUCUACCUAAAUACCGGCAAGUUGCAAGUGGAAUUCUAACUGGAGUAAAAGAUGGCCUCACCUCGCACUACGACCAAAUCAAGAGUAUGGGCUCGACACAAGACAAAUGUGAAAUAAUCAGAUUAAAUGUUUGGAAAUGUCAAAACCACUUCAAGAUAUAUGCAGUCUAUAAUCCACCCCAGAAUUGUCCCAAAUUUGACAUUCUGAACAUCUCACACAAAACCAUAGUACAAGGAGACUUCAACGCCCACUCCACCAGAUGGGACUACAAGGAUACAAACAUAGCUGGAAAGGAAAUUGAAGACAUGCUAAACAGCAACACUCUGGAACUUAUUUACUGCAAUGAGGAUCCGGCUACAUAUUUGCUCUACAAUGGAACCAGAACAACUCCUGAUUUACUCUUGGCUUCAAGCGACAUCAGUGAGCAUACACACCGCAAAAUAAUUGACGAUCCUGGUUCUGGUCACAAACCAGUCAUUGCAAUCAUCUCCAUUGGCGAUUCUCCAACAUUUGGAAGGGCUCCCAUGGAUAGUCCAGCUGCAACUAAGGCAAAGAGGACUGAGAUGGAAGGCGAAAAAUAA
This is a messenger RNA of Rodentolepis nana, 693 nucleotides long. The record is from the annotation of a GenBank genome assembly. Lineage: Eukaryota; Metazoa; Platyhelminthes; Cestoda; Cyclophyllidea; Hymenolepididae.